AAAGAGGCAAGCAAGGGGGACAUAGAAUAUGAAGGCCAGGAAAGAAACUGAAAUGUAGGUUCAGAUAUGAACCCAAAUCCGACGAUUCGUCUGGAUAAUUGACAAUUUCUGCAUUGGUAGGCAAGGAGGCUCUUAAUUCAUGUGUCAAAGAGUUUUGUGAAAAGAGGUCUAAGAAGAGAUAACACCUCUUCAGUAUGACAAAAAUGAAAGCUGACUGGCCUCUUGAUUAUGCGGUAUUCCAAUUGUCGCCAAGGCGCUCCAGAUGUGAAUUGUUUAUUUCUAGUGAUGGGAAAUCUGAGAAACUGGCAUCAGGAUUGGUGAAGCCAUUUGUGACACACUUGAAAGUUGCAGAAGAACAAGUUGCAUUGUCAGUACGGUCAAUAAAGCUUGAAGUUGAGAGAUGUAAAAAUGCCGCAACGUGGUUCACAAAAGGAACAGUUGAGAGGUUUGUGAGGUUUGUUAGUACGCCAGAGGUUUUGGAAUUGGUCACUAACUUGGAUGCAGAGAUGUCUCAAUUAGAAGCAGCUCGGAGAAUCUAUUCGGAGGGAGGCGGAGAUCAGCUUUCAAAUACAUUGAGUGCGUGUGGAACCAGGACUACAGCAACCGCUGAUGCAACAAAGAAGGAACUUUUGAGAGCCAUUGAUGUACGGCUUGUAGCGGUUAGGCAGGAUUUAACCACAGCUUAUGCUCGUGCUGUUGCUGCUGGCUUUAACCCGGAGACAGUCUCAGAACUUCAACUGUUUGCAGAUCAGUUUGGUGCUGAUCGCCUAGAGAAAGCUUGUAGCAGAUUUUUAGCAUUGUGCGAGAGACAGCCCGACUUGAUCAACCCAUGGAAGGCCAUUGUGGAAGAUCAAGCUGUCCGGUCCUCGUAUGGGUCGGACAUGUCUAUAGACGAAGACCCCAGCACCCCAGAACAACACCAUACUCGGUCUCAUCAACCCCAAUUCCAACACCUCCACAACAAUAAAUAUCUGACUGGCCGAGAACCAGAUGCUACCCAACAACUACAUCUUGAGCAAUCAAAGCCCUCCUCGUGUCAGCAACCCCUGCCCUCUGUCUCCUUCCCAUUACGACAUAGCAGAGAAUCAAGCGUCGAGGAAGACGAUGGUAGAAGAGAAAGCACUAAGGCUGUUGAGAAAGAGAAGAAAGAAGAGAGUUCAGGUCAAACAGACUCAUUUCAAGCAGGUCAGCCUGUGAGGCGGCUUAGCGUGCAGGAUCGAAUUAACUUGUUUGAGAACAAACAGAAAGAGACUUCUAGUAACGGUGGCAAGCCUGCUGUUGGGAAGUCUGCCGAGCUUCGGAGACUAUCAGCGGAUGUGUCCUCAGCUGCUGCUGUUGAGAAGUCGGUUUUGAGGAGAUGGAGUGGUGCCAGUGACAUGAGUAUUGACUGCAAUGGUGAAAAGAAGGAUAUUGAGAGCCCCCUUUGCACACCAUGCUCUUCCUCAGUUUCUCAGAGCAAGUGCGAGGACCAAAAGGGAUUGAAUGAUACAGCAACAUCAGCUAAGCUUGAGUUGAGAAAUGUUCCAGUUGCUGUUAAUGAUAAUAGGUCAAAAGAUCAAGCUAACUCUCAAACUCGGGUUGGAGUUACUCACCCUAGUAAAGAGAUAGUGACAACAAAGGUGGGGACAAGUUCUGGGUUUCAGUUGACAGCUUCUUCUGGUAUGUCAGCAGAUGCUUCCCAGUAUAACAAGGUGACUUCUACUUCAGUAACAGUUGGAAGUGACGGUUUGAAUGGUCAGCCUCGCGGCCAGGCUCAGUCAAGGUCAUUCUUGGGCAGGACUGAGGAUAACAGUUUGAAUGAUCAAGCCACUUCUCAAACCCUAUUCAGAUCUUUCCCUGCUGGUAGAGCAGAGAAUUUUGGUUCGUUGGAUGAAGAAAACUUCAAGGGUUCUUUUGGUGUUGAUGGGUCUGGUGGCAUCAAAGGAAAAGUAGUUUCCGGCAUGCAGGCUACUGAUCCGAAAGAGUGGGCUGCUCCUCAGACCCUGUCUAGAGCUUAUUCAGAUGGUCAGGAAGGCUUUUGUUUGUCUUUGACUCAAUCUGCACAGCCAGUUCAAAGGGGUAGGCAUUCUAAAGGAAACGAAGAACUCAAUGCUGAGCUGAAAAUGAAAGCAAAUGAGCUUGAAAUGCUUUUUGCUGAGCAUAAACUCCGAGUUCCUGGAGAUCAAUCUGACUCUGCAUGGAGAACGAAGCCCGUCGACAUGCAAAAUGUACCAGCAGCAACUUUGCCCUGCAGGACACCUAUUGCAGAGAUUUCUCCUCCUGCCAAGAGUAUGUCGACCGAACCUGUUGGGAGUUCCAGCAAUCUGGCAAAAUACAAUGCAAGUUCACCGAUAAACACCAUUGACCAUCAGGAUCAUAGUGAUGUUGAGGAUCAUAAUUUCUCCGGUCUUGUUUUUUCAGCCGAUUCUAGGGGAAAAUUUUAUGAUAGGUAUAUGCAAAAAAGAGAUACAAAACUAAGGGAAGAAUGGAGUUUAAAGAGAGCAGAGAAGGAAGCCAUGUUGAAGGCCAUGCAUGAUAGCCUUGAAAAGAGUAGGGCUGAGAUGAAGUCUAAAAUUUCAGGAUCACGGGAUGCAGGAUCCAGUGCUCAGCGACGUGCAGAGAGACUCAGAUCCUUUAAUACAAGAUCAACUACUAGCAGGGAGCAGCCAUUAGUUUUUUGGCGAAGUGAAGAUGAUGGAGACCUAUCUGAAUUUGCAGAACAGAAACCUAUUGAUGAAAAUAGGUCUUUUGGGGAGACAUCUUUGGGUGAUAGUGCUUCUGGGAGCAUCCAAGGUAAGAAGUCAUCUUCAUCCGUUCCUCGCAUCUUGUCCGCACCAGUCCCAAGACCUGCUGUCAAAGCUUCCAAUCCCAAUUCUGGGAGGCAAAGAAAACAGCCUGAAAAUCUUCUUGCGCAAUCAGUCCCAAAUUUCUCUGACUUCAGAAAAGAAAACACCAAAUCUUCUGCAGCUAGCAAAACCCGCCCACAGUUGAGAAACUAUGCACGCAGCAAAAGCAAUAGUGAAGAAAUACCACUUGUCAAGGAAGAGAAGCCACGUCGAUCACAAUCUUCGCGGAAAACUUCUGCAAGUCCUGCUGAAUUUCGGGACAUGUCUCCCUUAAACUCCGAGGGUGUUGUUUUGGCACCGCUAAAAUUGGACAGGGAGCAACCUAAGGUGAGUCUUAAUGACAAAUUUUCAAAGAAGGUGGAGUCAACACCUUUCUUAAGGAAGGGUAAUGGUAUAGGUCCUUGUGUCACUAAUAUUUCCAAACUGAAGGCUUCGAUGACAUCUGAGGCUAUGAAUAGUAACGAAGAAUCUGAUGAGUUGGUUUUCGAACAGGAAGAUUCAGUUGAUGUGGUCAAAGAUGAAGAAGUGGAGUUUGAAAUCAUGACAACUGAAGAUCAUGCAAAUCCGGAUAGUGGAGAGUCAAGACAGAGUCAGAAACCAGAGAAUUUGGUGAACUAUGGAUCAGAAAACGGUGGUUCCCUGAAACCUUUUUCUCAGGGGGACCGUUCUGUGGAGCCUGAAUUUCCUACUGUGGUGUCUUCAACUUUCCAACCACCUGUGUCUGUGCAGGAUUCACCAGGGGAAAGCCCUGGAUCAUGGAACUCACGCAUUCAGCAUCCGUUUGCAUAUCCGCAUGAGACCUCUGAUAUUGAUGCCUACGUGGACUCUCCAUUGGGGAGUCCCGCAUCCUGGAAUUCACAUCCUGCCAAUCAAACAGAGGCUGAUGUAGCACGAAUGAGGAAGAAAUGGGGUAGUGCUCAUAAACAACUUCUUGUUGCUAAUUCUGCUCAUAUUCAAUCCCGUAAAGAUGUGACAAAAGGAUUUAAACGGCUACUACAAUUUGGGAGAAAAAAUCGUGGCACAGAAAACUUGGUUGAUUGGGUUUCCGCUACAACUUCUGAAGGAGACGAUGAUACAGAAGAUGGACGAGAUCCUGCUAACCAGUCAUCCGAAGAUUUGAGGAAGUCGAGAAUGAGAUUCCCACAAGGUCAUCCUUCUGAUGAUAGCUUCAAUGAGAGCGAGUUUCUCAGUGAACAAGUUCAAGCUUUCAACAGUUCUAUCCCAGCACCCCCGUCUGACUUCAAAUUAAGGGAGGAUCAUCUAACUGGAAGCUCAAUCAAAGCCCCGCGAUCAUUCUUUUCUUUGUCAUCAUUCCGAAGCAAAGGAAGCGACUCAAAGCCUAGAUGACUAUUUCUGAGAAAAACUUUUUCAGCUCAAGAUCAUCUUCAGUUUAGAGUGCAAAGGACGAUACAUUUAAUAUUUAAAUAUCAAGUGGCGAGGUAGGUACCGCACCAUGAUCUGUAAGAGAUAUUCUGGGACAAUGUACAUCAUCAUGGAUUUUUGGAGGCCGACCUUGAGAGGCAGUCAGUUUUUGUGAUCGUUUGUGUUAAAAUGUAAUGUUGUAUAUUGUAUUGAGAAGGAAGUUCAAUUGGCCAAAUGUUUUGUAAUUUUGGUAGUGCAUGGUUAUUUGCAAGAGACUUGGGUGGUGUAUAUUUGAACUCAACUCAUGUUAGUUACGAAAAGUACAGUUUUAGGAAGAGUUUAUGUGAUCAUACGGCAUAAUAGCUUCAAAACGAUGUCUGCAGUUGUCAUCGGCAUCCAC
This is a messenger RNA of Ilex paraguariensis (yerba mate), 4587 nucleotides long. The record is from the annotation of a GenBank genome assembly. NCBI's taxonomy places the organism in Eukaryota, Viridiplantae, Streptophyta, Magnoliopsida, Aquifoliales, Aquifoliaceae.